Molecule: messenger RNA, 789 nt
Organism: Encephalitozoon intestinalis ATCC 50506
Lineage: Eukaryota; Fungi; Microsporidia; Unikaryonidae
Exons: 1
Coding region: 1-789 (262 amino acids)
Molecular function (GO): catalytic activity
Source: RefSeq, a predicted model, not a curated record
AUGUUUAGUAGGCUCAAGAGUCCGGAGGAGGAGCGGGGAGUCGAUGUUCUUAAAGGAUAUGCAGUGAGGACCUCCAAGCAUGAAAUAAAAAGGUUUCUCCGCUCCAUGGAGUACAGGAGACUUCCUCGGCAUCUGAAGAGAAUCAAGACAUGGAACGAGGAUUUGCUUGUACUUGUUGAUAUUGUUGAGGAGUGUGAUCCGAUAGACUCUGUUGCCAAUCUGGUUGAAGAAAUGGUCAAAGAAGGGUUUGGAUCUAAGCUUUCGGGGCGUAGACAAGAGUCUCUGAUUGAGACAGUAAGCAUUCCAAAGUAUCAGCCGCUAACCGACUCCCAAUACGUCGAAAGUGCAAAGCUCUGGCCGUGCAUUAGAUCGUGCAGAUUUGAGGAAGAACUAGAUGAUGAUUAUAUUGGAAGCAUGGUAAGAGUUCUGAAGACAAAAAGAAGUAUGGCGAUUUGUACAGGGGCCUGCAUCAUAGCAGAUGGGAAACAAGAGCUAUCGAUUCAUGAGGACACCGACAAUGUCCUAGGACAUUCGAUACUGAAAGCCGUUGAAGAGGUCAGUAAGGCCCAGAUUCUCUAUCUGUGCACUGGGUUUGAUGCAUUUAUACUCAAGGAGCCCUGUUUGUCGUGUUCGAUGGCACUUGUGCACGGAAGAAUUAAGAGGGUCUUCUGCCUCAAAAGGGAUCCUGAAGGUCCUUUCUCGAGAAUUAAGAUUAACUACAACAAGAACUUGAAUCACAGAUAUCCUGUUUAUUUUAUGGAUGAAACAUGUGCAGAUUGCCCAAUGUAA